AAACAAUGGAAAAACAGGGCACACGAGGUUAGGAAAUUUCGGGUUUCCGCGCUUUCUGGGCCUGGAUCGACAGCAAAUGCGUUUUUGGGACAAAACAUGGGAUUUUGCGCCAGAGAAAACUGAAACAGUAGAAAUCUCAGAAAAACCUCAGAAUUAGGUGUAACAACGGCAACAUGGCAACGCUGGUUUUUGGCAAAAAAAAUGUUUUCCUCCAUCCAUCAGGCCUAGAGUGGCUGAGGACUCGGCAUUUGGGCGAAAACUGGCAACGCAACUCGCCAGAAAAAGCCCCAUAAAGACAAACUCAACCGUUGGAAAACCGAUGAAUUUCCCCAACAAAUGGCACAGACACAGCGGAAAUUGCGAUAAAAACCCGCAAAAUUAUGCGCGCGGCAACAUGGCAAACUAGGUUCGGGAAUCUGGCUUUGCCCCUAAUGGGGCCCGGACUCAAAACAGGUGAAAAACGGGCGAUUUUUCUGGCAUCCCGCCGCAAAAAACCCAACUUUGCUCGGAAGCUUCAAUCAAAUUCCCGCACGGCUGGCGUGGAACCAGUCAAAGUCCCGAGAAACCCCCCGGAAUGAUGAGGACGGCAACACGGUAAACCGGGAUGGGAAGUUGAGGUUUUCCACUAAUUGCGUCCGAAGUGGCUGGCAAAUGGGUUUGAGGGCCAAAUGGGAUUUUCGCCUGGAGAAGAAAACCCCUGGGCGCGUACGGAUGGGGCCGUAAAAAGGCCCCCGAAAACCGGGCGAGUGCCAGGCGGUUUUCGGGGCGUCGCGAUGCUUCGGUGCGCCCCUUGCUGGCGCCCACGCCCACACUCUCGUUGGGGUGGCGGGAACUGGGGGCGGCGCCGAUAAGAGCGCAGUGGCGCGCGUGGGCCGCCCGAAUCGAAAAUCCUGGCGUCGCUCGGAAUCCUUGCGAGGAGAUGUGGAGGGGCCACGGCAGCACCAUCAACAGCAGCAGCACUCUCGGCUCGAGCAACCGACCACAGGCACUCACCAGUGUCGAACAGUGCGCGAAACUCGAACGUCGCUGAAGAUCCGUGUUCGAAAACGAGCGCUCGCUGCACUUUUUUCCGUAGCGCCAUUUCGGUUUGUGGCAGUUUUUCGGGCGCGCCCACCCCGACUGCGGACUGCAAGCGCCCAGGCCCACCAUCCACACACAUGGACAUGCGGCAACCGCGCAGUUGGACGGCAAUUUGGCUGGUAGUGGGGCUGCUGGACGCCGCCCUGGCCACCGGAGGAGGCCGAGUGGAGGCUGUGCCGGGCAAUCGCCAAAAGUGCGCCAACGAUGGCGAGCCAGUGAUCACUCGAUUCGAUCCAGAGAUCGUCACCUGUUUCCCGUGCGUUUGCAAGAACGGGCUGGUCGAGUGCAAGAACACCUGCCCCAAAACGGACGGCUGCCAUCUGGUGGUGACGGACGGCUGCUGUAAAGUGUGCAAGGGCUGCAACUACAAGGGCGUGGCCUACGCCAGCCACACCGAUUGGUCGGAGCCGGCCAAUCCGUGCAAAGUGAUGCGAUGCGAGGCGGGCGUGGUCACCAUCUCGGACAUGCACUGCUACACGCCCUGCCCCAACCCGCUGCCGCCCGAGCCGGGAAAAUGCUGCCCCACCUGUUCAGUGUGCAAAUUCAAUGGGCAAGUGGUGGCUGAGGACCGGGACGUCGUGUCCGAGGACGAUCCCUGCUUGAAGUGUCGCUGCAGUCGCGGCCGCCUGACCUGCGCCAAAAGGUCCUGUCCGGUGCUGCAGUGUUCGCGGGCCAUGCAGGAGAGGGCGCCAGGUGAGUGCUGUCCGCGCUGCAACGGCACGCGCGCCAUCCUGCUGGUGCCGAACACCUGUCCCAUACAGCGGUCCUUUUUCCGCGAGGGGCAGGCGCUGAAGUUGGACAAGUGCAUCGAGUGCGCGUGCGUCAACAGCACGUCAGUGUGCACGCGCAGCGCCUGCCCGAUCUUGGAGUGUGCGCCCGAGCUGCAGCGCACCUUCCCCGCCCACUGCUGCCCCACCUGCAUCCAGCAGCCGACCGACGAGCUGAUCAGCCAGUGCCACUACGCGGGCCACGCCUACGAGGAUGGCAACGUGUGGAAGCUGGACGCGUGCAGUUCGUGCGAGUGCCACGACGGGAAGGUCAGCUGCGCGCGCAUCCGCUGCAACACCACCUGCGCCGCCGGCAUGAAGCAGAUCAACGUGGAGGGCGAAUGCUGUCCGCAGUGCGUUGAAUUGGAAGGGGCGUGUAUGGCGUUCGGCGACCCGCACUACAAAACGUUCGACGGCAAGAUCUACACGUUCAAGGCCAUGGGGCGGUACCAGCUGGUCGAGCAGUGCGGCGCCGGCAACAACGCCAGCGCCUUCUCGAUCAAGGUGGCCAACUACGCCACGCCCCACUACAUGGACUCGCCAAUCACGAAGCGCGUGGCCAUCAGCUACGGGGGGGCGCGCCUGAAUCUGCAGCAGCGCCUGCGCGUCAAGUACAACGGGCGCAGAGUGGGCCUGAACUUCGAGAGGGCGGGGCAGUUUGCGCUGCGCAAGCUGCCCGAGGGCGUGGAGGUGCGCCUGCACAAUGGCGUCGUGGUCGUGUGGAACGGGCGCAGCUUCCUCGAGGUGACGGCGCCCGCCGCCUUCAAGGGGCGCCUGUGCGGCCUGUGCGGCAACUUCAACGGCGACCUGCAGGACGAGCUGCGGCUGCGCUCCGGCAAGACGGUGGGCGACAAGGACGUGGGCGCGUUCGGCGCCUCCUGGUGCGUGGGCAAAAGGGCGGAGUGCGCCCAGAAACCGAAGACAACGCGGCGCACGCACGGCGACGUGGGCGCCUGCAAGCACUUGAACGGGCGCGACUUUGGCGCCUGCGAGUCGCAGCUGAGCAACACCAAAUACUACAAGGCCUGCAAGAUGGACAUGUUCAAUUGUGCGCAUGGCAAGUGCUACUGCGAGAGCCUGACCGCCUACUCGAGAGAGUGCGAACGAUUGGGCGUCCAGCUGCCGCCCAAUUGGCUCAAGAACAGUCGCUGUGACGCGCGCAGUUUGCGCCAAUCGCACGCACGCGCCACCUCGCGGCCGUCCACCUCCACCACCAAGGAACGCCUGUCGAAGCUUCUGCACCAGGCCGCCAGGGGGCAGCAGCCGGGGGCGGGGCAUGCGCGCCAGCCCAUCCCCAUCCAGUAGGGCCACGCCCCCCCGCCCAUAGUGCUAGUCAACUUCAGUAUUCUCCCGCAGGGGGCGCAGCCCCAGUAUUACCAUUCCAAGGCACCCUGGCUCCGCCCCCUCUUCGACAGUCAAUCGAUCAGCCAACGGCCACGCCCACUACCAAAGAGAAUUUGCUUUGAUUUGCUGAGAAUUUGAUCGAUUGGCGGUUUGCAACAAUUCAUUUCUGUAUAUACGUUUUAGUAUGAUGGACGCUGGCCUAGCGGCCGAAACGUUCCCUAGUUACGUUACUUAGUUCCUAUUCCAUGUACUUGAUUGUUUGUUUGUCUGUUUGUAUAAAUAAAUAGGUUAGGUUAGGUUA
This is a messenger RNA of Dendroctonus ponderosae (mountain pine beetle), 3492 nucleotides long. Its product is annotated as BMP-binding endothelial regulator protein. The record is from RefSeq and is a predicted model, not a curated record. The transcript has 9 exons. Bases 1158 to 3152 code for a protein of 664 amino acids. Lineage: Eukaryota; Metazoa; Arthropoda; Insecta; Coleoptera; Curculionidae. Gene Ontology annotation, molecular function: protein binding.